UAAUUUUAUUUUUAAUUACUUUCGUACAUAUAUAGGUAGUAAUAUUUAAUCCAAGAACCAAUCACUUUUUUUUAGAAUUUUGUAACUUAAAGUUUAACAAAUUAAUCGAAAAAGUAUUGUAAAUUAUAUACAUAUUAUAAAAUGAAAAGUAGGCCAAAUUUUAAUAAUAGAUUAUAAAAUAUUAAUUUUUGAUAAGAUAAGAGAUUUUUCAACAUAUCUUCCACAAGUAUAUUGUCAUAAUUUUCCGAUAUUGUCUCAAAAGCCACUCUAUAAAUUAUCUAAGGUUCUCAUAAACGGGUUGUGAAAUAAAUUGAACUUUGAAUUCCACCUGUAUAUGGCAGAAUAAUGCAAGUCAUGAAAAUAACUUACGUCAUGCUCAAACUGUUAAUAUUGUGGUACCAAUAACAAGAAAAAACGUUAAUUUCGACUACACCGAAGUUAUAAUACCAUUUACGGUAUAAAAGAUAUUUAACUUGAUUUUGAUCGCUCAUUUUGUAAUGCAGCUAUAUCCUUUAGUGCACCGAUGUCGGCGGUUUCAGCAAAUUUGUAGCAAAAAAAAAAACUGAACAAAGAGUUACUUUGAAAUUUUGUGAUUCCAAUGGAAUUACGGUUACCGAAUCAUUGAAAAUGUUUCAGAAAUGUAUUGUGGAGUCUACUUUAUCACGAACACAAUAUUUUGUAUGGCACAAAACAUUCAGUGAGGGUCGGGAAGUCAUCGAAAACUUGUCUCAUGCGAGUCGUACAUCCACUUCUAUUAAUGACAAUCACAUGGUAAAAGUUAAAGAAACAGUGCUUGUAAAUCAUCGUGUUGGCACCAGAGAUAUAGCACAUCUUUAACGGAUCGACUCAACACAUUUUAGUUAAGGGCUUGGGUAUGAAGCGUAUUAACACAAGACUCGGAUCAGAAUACCAGAAUCUUUCAGUCCUGUUCAAAUUUGAUCAGAUUGUAGACAUACUUUAUGGGGUCGUCGACAUUUCCCUCUGUGUGACUUUAUGACAACCUUAAUAUACCUUGUUCAGGGUUACAUGUGUGUGCGUGUAUGUGCAUGUGAUAUUUGUUCACAAUCCAUAUAAGAAAAUAUAUGCACGGGUACUUUCGUCUUUAGUAGUUAUAUACUUGUACAUAUGUAUUUAAAUAAAAUACUGAAUAUGAUAACCGACGCGAUAAUUACUCUUGGAAAAGAGCAGAGCCGGCAAAAUUUCGCAUAAAGACCGUAAAUAUUUGACGCUAAAUGCAAUAGGUAAGGAAAAAUAUGAUAAGUUUCACUUAUUCACAAUUUUCAGCACGCACAGAAUAAUCUUAUCAAUGUACAAUACUUCACACUAUCCGUGACCGCCAGUCAGCAAAUACUUCAUAAACGAGAAAUCAUUUGUAUUAUUCAAUUAGUUGUUAGUACAACGUUGACAAUCACAUAACGGUUUUCGACAUUUAAAAUAAUAUAAAAACAAAAAAAUGGGAAAAAUAGAGUUGUACGCAAUUGGUGGAAGCGCGCCGUGUCGUGCUGUUUUGCUUACACUCAAAGCGUUGAAUGUGACAUUCGAAUAUAAACUGUUGAAUUUAAUGACUGGUGCGAAUCGAACACCGGAAUAUCUCGCCAUUAAUCCACAUGGCACAGUACCAACAUUAGUUGACGAUGGAGAGAUACUCACUGAUUCCCAUGCUAUUACCACAUAUUUGGUUGACAAAUACGGCACUGACAACUCACUAUAUCCAAAGGAUCUAAUCCAACGCGCCAAGGUCAAUCAAGUUUUAUUCUAUGAAGCCACCGUCGUUUUCGAUCGCACAUUCCUCAGUAUUAGCAACGCUGUCUUUAAUAAUAAUAAUGUGAUUCCAUUUGCCAAAAUCGAUGCCAUCUAUAAGGUAUACGAGCGUCUGGAGGGUUUUCUGCAAGCACAUACAUACGUGGCUGGCGAACAGCUAACGGUUGCCGAUUUUUCACUCAUCGCCACAAUAACCACCUUAUUUACGUACGCCGAACUCGAUGCGGGUAAAUAUCCAAAAAUCGCUGAAUGGGUUAGACGACUGGAGGAGCUGCCGUACUAUGCCGAAGCGAACGGUGUUGGAUUGAAGCAAUAUAAUGAUUUUGUAAAAACAGUUGGUUUUAAGGUUUUACGUUAAUUAAAAGAAACCCUGUGAUUAAUAAGUGAAAAAGUGUCUUUCAAUGUUAUUUAAAUAUAUGCUAGAUGUGUUUUAGUAUUUCACUUUGAAAAUGUAA
Bactrocera oleae (olive fruit fly) is the source of this 2216-nucleotide messenger RNA. Its product is annotated as glutathione S-transferase 1. Gene Ontology annotation, biological process: glutathione metabolic process. The record is from RefSeq and is a predicted model, not a curated record. Gene Ontology annotation, molecular function: glutathione transferase activity. NCBI's taxonomy places the organism in Eukaryota, Metazoa, Arthropoda, Insecta, Diptera, Tephritidae.